Polypterus senegalus (gray bichir) is the source of this 2324-nucleotide messenger RNA. It is a transcript of the gene mtrfr, whose product is annotated as mitochondrial translation release factor in rescue. Gene Ontology annotation, biological process: translational termination. Bases 58 to 603 code for a protein of 181 amino acids. The record is from RefSeq and is a predicted model, not a curated record. Lineage: Eukaryota; Metazoa; Chordata; Cladistia; Polypteriformes; Polypteridae. Gene Ontology annotation, molecular function: translation release factor activity. Gene Ontology annotation, cellular component: mitochondrion. The transcript is spliced from 3 exons.
GGGAAGGUUUGCAUCAUAGAAUGUACACUGUGAGCGGGCUUAUGGCGUCGCAUAUGGAUGACGCAGUGGCUCCGGGUCAGGCGCUCACCUCAAUACAUGAUGCUUUCAUCCGUCAAAAGCAGUUUCCCAAUGCUCCUUUCAAGAAUAUCACAAUGGGACCCCAGCAGCUUUGCAAGACCAUUUUUAACUCUUAAGCUUUGGCCGUUGUGCAUACUUGUUUCUGGGAAGAAAGAUUCUUUGAAUUUAGUGCCGCUCAAAGAGGAAGAACUAGAAGAACAAUUUGUAAGAGGACAUGGGCCUGGAGGACAGGCGACCAACAAAACAAGCAAUUGCGUGGUACUGAAGCACCUCACUUCAGGAAUCGUUGUUAAGUGUCAUCAGACAAGAUCCGUAGAAAUCAACAGAAAACGGGCCAGAGAAAUAAUGCAGAAAAAACUGGACGUAUUUUACAAUGGAGAAAACAGUGAAAUUUGGACAAGGAAGCGAGAGGCCAAAAGGUUGAAACAAGAAAAGAAAAAGAAGGCAAAAGACACUUUGGAGAAAAAGAAGCAGUUUAAAGAAAGUCUUGCUGCCUGUUCACAAGAAAACAGUGAAACCGCUUGAUAAGAAUUGCUGAAAUUGUCUCACAUUAUUCACCUUUUUGACGAUGCCUUUCAGAGACAUUUUGGGUGAAAUAUUGAGCAAUAGAAGAUAGCAUUGUCAGAGUUUAUAAAGCCUAGUCUGUUUUGUUUAUGGAACAGCCACUACAUUGAAGUAUAGUAAAAUGAGUCAUAUAUCGGAAGACAUACCAACUGAGGUAGAUUUUUUUUGUAUAAACAUUGCUUAUAUAGGAAUGUCCACAAUGUCAAACAUUUUCUUCAUAAUAAAAUUGAGACUUUUUUAGACUGAGCACACAAAUAAAAAAGCAGCAGACAAAAUCAUUCCCAUACAUUUAACUGAGAAGCUCUCCAACAUGCAGUAGAUAAAUUAGGUUCAGUUGCUGUCUGCUUUAAAGUUCCAUCCAGAGCCUUGGGAGAAAAGGCAAUUUAGUCAUAGGACAGCAUUCAGGUUAUGAACAUAAACUUUUUAGACACCAGCAAAAAGAUUCAGAAUUGGAUUAGAAUAAAGAAGAGCAAAUUCUUCUGCCUAUGAAGCUAAUUAUAAUGCUUUACAUGCAACCUUAAUCCAAGACAACUAACAACAUUUGAGAUAUGAUUGGCUCCAUUUCUUUUAUACAAUUGUAGCAAAUACAGAUAAACUGACUUGCUCAUGGCUGCACAGUGUCAGCAGUGGGAUUUGUACCCACAACCUGAGAGUCUGAAGUCAAAAUAGCUCAGCUGUUCCAAAGUCUAAUUUUCCAGAUUUUAAACCUUGUCUCUCGUUUAUCUGUUUGGGUUGUUUCUUCCAGAUUACCACAAACAUGAAUGUGAUGCGUUAUAUCUUGGGUCUUCUGCAGCCCUGAAUUAACCAUCUUAAUGUCCUGCUGGUUAAACAGUGGAAGGGCUGAGUGGGCACAGUUGUUAGUUUGUGCUUAGGGUAUCGGUUGGUCUUACUGCCGCCCUGUUCUUCUGUAUAGUGUGUUAAAACAUAUCACAGAACAGUCGGACGCAAGCUUAAAUUGAUCAGAAAAAUCUUAAUGUGUUUUGCCUAUGGUAUUUACACAAACAUAAUUAUGAGCAGUCUGUUUAAAUGUAAAAAAAUACUAAAAAAAAAGAGGUAAGUCAGUCGUGGAGAUUAAAGUGUAAUGCAAUUAGGACUUAAGCCAGGAAGCGCUCCUUUACUUAAAGAGUUGUGGGAAUCUGGAACAAACUACUGAGAUGUCAACACUGAAGCAACAAAAGAUCCUCCAGAUUUAUUUGAAACCAUUUUAAUGAAAAUACGUUUUAUUACUUAGCGUAAUAAAUACAUACAAAGAUGCAAGUAUCAGAUUUAUUACAAUAGUUUAUCCAAAUAAGGUAUUUUGGCACUAUCCUUAAAUUUGCCUCCUAAGGUUUUUAGUGUGUUAAAAAUAUAUCACAGGGCCUCAGUAUUUUUCAUUAAAGGCCCAAAACCAAGCCAUGCAUUUUUUUAAGUGAACUAGGAGCAAUGGCUACCAAGCAUGCAAAAUUGUUAGUUUUUUCUAUGCAAUCAAAGAAAAAAAAAAAAGGAAAAAGAAAACAAAAAAAAACUGAGAAGUGUUCUCCAGUAAAAGUAAAUAACACAGAAGAUUUAUCGGUCAAGUAUAACAUUUUAUACCGGUCAGUUGCUUUAUGCCUUGUUUUAAUUUCUCUCGUUUUGCAUUCCUUUGGGCAGCAGUUUAUCAAAAUGUGAAUAAGAGCAACUUCAGUUUCUUAAAAGAAAAGAAA